Molecule: messenger RNA, 747 nt
Organism: Cutaneotrichosporon cavernicola
Lineage: Eukaryota; Fungi; Basidiomycota; Tremellomycetes; Trichosporonales; Trichosporonaceae
Exons: 3
Coding region: 1-747 (248 amino acids)
Biological process (GO): regulation of DNA-templated transcription
Molecular function (GO): DNA-binding transcription factor activity
Source: RefSeq, a predicted model, not a curated record
AUGCCCAACGACUCGGGCACUCCGGACGGGCGCAACUGGGACGCCAUCCUCGCCGCGUUCAGCCGCAGCGGUGCCGGGCGACCAGCCGAACCAUCCGACUGGGGUGUACCGGGUCCUGGCCCCUCGUCACAAACUGAGGCCUCCCCUGCACCCAGUACCGACCUCCUCGCACACUUCACACAUCAACUACUACUACAACAACAGCAGCAGCUGCAGGCAUACUCUGGAUAUCCGCCAGAGUAUGUUGCGCUCCUCCAAGCGAGCAACCAGGCCCUACAGACCUCGAGAGCGCAGUCGCAGAACAACUCUCCUUCCUCGUUACCUCGCUCCGCGCGAGGGAGCAUCUCCGGCACACCAGCAGGGACCCCUUCCGCAACACCGAUCACAGGAACACCCAUCGCUCCAGCCCCAGCCUCCUUCAGUAGCCUUUCCAAUCUAGCUCCCACCCCGACGGGACGACCACCACCGAAUACGAGCCCGAUCGCCGACCCCAGCGGGGGACUGAGCACAGCUGCGCUGACACCGGCAGGCCUAGAUGAUACGGAAGAUAAGCGCGUACGCAACACACUGGCAUCCGCCCGCUUCCGAGCCAAGAAGAAGGCACAUGUCGAGAACGUCGAGCGAAACAUCCGUGCGCUCGAGGCACAACACUCCGAACUCGAGGUGCAAGUCGCCGACCUGCGCAAGGAGAACGGACUGCUGAAAGAGAUGGUGCAGUUGAAGUAUGGGGGAGUGAAGAAUGGAUAG